This is a messenger RNA of Oppiella nova, 467 nucleotides long. NCBI's taxonomy places the organism in Eukaryota, Metazoa, Arthropoda, Arachnida, Sarcoptiformes, Oppiidae. The record is from the annotation of a GenBank genome assembly.
ACAACCGAGUGAUGGCACACACAGUGAGCCAAUCCAACAGACAGUCCCUCAGACAGGGCUCACAAAAGAACCGCAGACUCGCUCUCCAGAUGGCGAACAGACCAUCGGUUUUGGCCGCUCUUCGGCCCAAUAACAACCAGAGGACGCAAAACACACCAAACAUUCAAAACCAGAGAUCCAUUAAACAACGACUUGGAUUCAAACGCUUCAAUAAUCCGACGAUUAGUCCACAACUCAAUCGAAAUCAGAUGCAAACGAACCGAAGAAGAAAACCCAUAAAUCGGGCAAAUCUUAGCCUCAAUCUGAAGGCAACCUCUGGUCGACCGCAACGCCGAAGAAACCCCAACACAAACGCAAACAAUCAGCAAAACAUCGUUCGUCGCAAAGGAAUGAGAGGCAAUCCAAACGGCGCGAUGGCCAGAACCCAGACAUUUAAGGCGACGCCGAAUGCUAUGAGAAGUGGGUUU